Spirodela intermedia is the source of this 291-nucleotide messenger RNA. The record is from the annotation of a GenBank genome assembly. Lineage: Eukaryota; Viridiplantae; Streptophyta; Magnoliopsida; Alismatales; Araceae.
AUGUCUUCAGUUGAUCCUCUUCUUGAUGCGCCAAGGGAGGAGACCCACGAUCAUUGCCAGCUCUGUCACCACUGGAAGGGGGGGAAGGGGGGGGGAAGGGGGGGGGAAGGGAUGAGCUGGCCCACCUAUGGUGUGCUGCAGGUGGCACCAAAGGAGAGAGGAGCAGGCCGUCCCCACCGUAGGAGAGGGAUGCACCAAGAGAGAAAGGAGAGAGAGCUGAUCGUGAAUGAGGAAAGGGCUGGUGGCAGCUCCCUUCUUUUGGGAUCGUAUGCCCCAUAUUGGGCCUUUUAG